CCUGGGCUUGCGGCUCUGUCAUUACCGCGGGCCAGUGGGGGCACCUCCAGAGCAGCAUGAGGGAGUGCCUUUCCAUCCACAUUGGCCAAGCUGGCAUCCAGAUUGGGGAUGCUUGCUGGGAACUCUACUGCCUGGAACAUGGAAUCCAGCCAGAUGGCAUUGCUCUCAACAGUGAAAAGGAUCAGGUGGAGAAUGCUAAAAUGGAGCAUAUGGACGUGUCUUCCAAUACCUUCUUCAGGGAGACGAGAGCUGGAAAGCACGUGCCCAGAGCAUUAUUCAUGGACCUGGAGCCGACUGUGAUAGAUGGGAUCCGAGGUGGCCAGCAGCGCUCACUCUUCCCCCCAGAGCAGCUCAUCAGCGGGAAGGAAGACGCCGCAAACAACUACGCCCGAGGCCGCUACUCUGUGGGUGCGGGCAUCAUCCACCUUGUGCUGGAGAGGAUCCGAAAGCUGGCGGAGCACUGCGCUGGGCUUCAGGGAUUUUUGAUUUUCCGGAGCUUUGGCGGAGGGACUGGGUCGGGAUUCACGUCUCUCUUAAUGGAGCAGCUCUCGGCUGAAUAUAGCAGGAAGACGAAGCUGGAGUUCUCGGUCUAUCCAGCCCCCAGGAUCUCCACGGCUGUAGUAGAACCUUACAACUCCGUCCUCACCACCCACUCCACCAUGGAGCACUCGGACUGCACCUUCAUGGUGGACAACGAGGCCCUCUUUGACAUCUGCCACCACAGACUUGGUGUCGAGAGCCCCUCUUACACCAGCAUUAAUAGGCUGGUGGGUCAGGUGGUAUCUUCCAUUACUGCUUCCCUCCGGUUUCAAGGGCCCUUGAAUGUGGACCUGGUUGAAUUCCAGACCAACCUAGUACCUUAUCCAAGGAUACAUUUCCCCAUGACAGCCUUUGCCCCUAUCAUCUCCGCCACCAGCGCCUACCACGAGGAGCUCUCCGUGUCCGACCUCACCGCUGCUUGCUUUGACUUCUCCAGUCAGCUGGUCAAGUGCAACCCUCGGCUGGGGAAGUACAUGGCCUGCUGCCUACUCUACAGAGGGGACGUGGUCCCUAAAGAUGUGAAUGCUGCCAUUGCAGCCAUGAAGUCGAGGAACUCCGUGCAGUUUGUAGACUGGUGUCCAACGGGUUUCAAGGUGGGCAUCAACAGCCAGCCACCCAUGGUGCUGCCAGGAGGGGACCUGGCCAAGGCCCAGCGGGCUGUGUGCAUGCUGAGCAACACCACGGCGGUCGCGGAGGCCUGGGCCCGCCUGGACCACAAGUUUGACCUCAUGUACGCCAAGAGGGCGUUUUUGCAUUGGUACAUCCGGGAAGGCAUGGAGGAGGGCGAGUUCCUGGAGGCCAGAGAAGACUUGGCGGCCCUGGAGAAGGAUUAUGAGGAAGCGGGGCAGAAUCCCUGAUGCCCAGGUGGCUGGGGAGGAGGCAGGCUCUGAGUGCAACGCUUUCUUUCUAAGACAUUAUCUGUGCUUAGCGGGUAGACGUCCCCUGAUUGGAAGAAACGGGACGCCAAGUCAAGCAAGACCCGAAGUUCCACACUAAAUCAGAUGGGUCAGUAUCAACAAUGAGCUCUUAUUUCCUUGGCUGCUAGUGCAGUUCAGCACAGCUACCUCUUAGGUUUGGGGUCCUUUGAGCUUCUGGACUAUGUCUAUGUUUCUUUCUUUCCUUCUUUUCUUCCUUUCUUUCUUUCUUUCUUUCUUUCUUUCUUUCUUUCUUUCUUUCCUCAUAAUGGAAACCAAGCUUUAUUCUUGGCUUUUGCAACAAAAGGCCAUGACCCCCUGAAGUCAGUGCUCUUGCUUUCCCUUUCCUGAGGUGUAAAACAGCACAUGUUAAUUAUUAAUGUUAUUUCCCCCAUGUCUGUAUUUUGUACAUUGAUUAAAGAAUGAAUUAUUUUCAG
Hyaena hyaena (striped hyena) is the source of this 1891-nucleotide messenger RNA. RefSeq names its product tubulin alpha like 3 (gene TUBAL3). Gene Ontology annotation, biological process: mitotic cell cycle; microtubule cytoskeleton organization. The record is from RefSeq and is a predicted model, not a curated record. Gene Ontology annotation, cellular component: microtubule; cytoplasm. Gene Ontology annotation, molecular function: GTP binding; structural constituent of cytoskeleton. The transcript has 4 exons. NCBI's taxonomy places the organism in Eukaryota, Metazoa, Chordata, Mammalia, Carnivora, Hyaenidae. Bases 57 to 1397 code for a protein of 446 amino acids.